AGGCCGGGACACGAUGAUGCCGCCGGAGCUUCAACCGCGGUUCUUCCGUCCGUACAUCACCGCUUCGGCGAGCACUUCCUCCUUCGGCAACGGCUCCACAAACCCUAGCUCCAGCCCCAACGACUCAAUCUUCAACAAUGGUGGCGGUGCUUCUAGAUCUCUCAAGAAUUCCCGAUUCUCCCCCUCCUCCUUCGCCCACAACGCCCGAAUCGCCGUCGCACUCGUCCCCUGCGCCGCAUUCCUCCUCGACCUCGGCGGCACUCCGGUGAUCGCAACCCUAACCUUAGGCCUCAUGGUCUCCUACAUCGUCGACGCCCUCAACUUGAAGUCCGGUGCCUUCUUCGGCGUCUGGCUCACCCUCGUCUUCUCCCAGAUCGCCUUCUUCUUCAGCUCCUCCCUCCUCUCCACCUUCACCUCCUUCCCCCUUGCCGCCCUCGCCGCCUUCCUCUGCGCCGAGACCAAUUUCCUCAUCGGCGUCUGGGUUUCUCUCCAAUUCAAGUGGAUUCAAAUCGAGAACCCCUCAAUCGUUCUCUCGCUCGAGCGCCUCCUCUUCGCCUGUCUCCCGUUCGCCGCCUCCUCCCUCUUCACCUGGGCCACCAUCUCCGCCGUCGGUAUGACCAACGCUUCGUACUACCUCAUGUCCUUCUCCUGCCUCUUCUAUUACCUCUACUGCAUUCCUCGCAUUUCCUCUUUCAAAACCAAGCAGGACUCCAAGUACCACGGCGGGGAGGUCCCCGAUGAUAACCUCAUCCUCACGCCAUUGGAGGGAUGCAUCCACACUCUCUAUCUCCUCUUCUUCCCUGUCCUCUUCCACAUUGCCUCUCACUACAACGUCAUUUUCGCUUCCCCAGCCGCAGUUUCCGAUCUAUUUCUCCUCUUCUUCAUUCCAUUUCUCUUCCAGCUCUAUGCCUCAACCCGGGGCGCGCUUUGGUGGGUCACGAAGAACCCAAACCAAUUGCGCGGCAUCCAGGUGAUGAAUGGCGCUGUUGCAUUGGUUGUUGUGGUGAUAUGUUUGGAGAUUAGAGUCGUUUUCCAUUCGUUUGGGCGGUACAUUCAGGUGCCUCCGCCGUUGAAUUACCUUUUGGUGACCACUGCAAUGCUCGGAGGUGCAUCUGGAGCGAGUGCUUAUGCGUUGGGUAUGAUAUCUGAUGCCUUCAGCUCCGUGGCUUUCACUGCUUUGGCUGUUGUGGUUAGUGCUGCGGGAGCUAUCGUUGUCGGGUUUCCUGUAUUGUUCAUUCCGCUGCCUUCAGUUGCUGGUUUCUAUUUGGCUCGAUUUUUCACAAAGAAGAGUGUUUCAUCAUACUUUGCUUUUGUUGUUCUUGGAAGCUUGAUGAUGACAUGGUUUGUAAUACAUAAUUUCUGGGAUCUAAAUAUUUGGAUGGCAGGAAUGUCCCUGAAAUCCUUCUGCAAACUCGUAAUUGUGAAUGUUGUCUUGGCUAUGUCUAUUCCUGGUCUAGUUCUACUUCCUUCAAAGCUUCACUUUUUGAUAGAGAUUGGAUUAAUCGGCCAUGCAAUUCUCGUUUGCCACAUUGAGAAUCGAUUUUUUAAUUACUCUGGCAUAUACUAUUAUGGGUUUGAGGAAGAUGUAAUGUACCCAAGCUACAUGGUUAUUGUGACAACAUUUGUGGGUUUAGCUUUGGUGAAAAGGCUGUCUGUUGAUCGUCGUAUUGGUGGAAAGGCUGUUUGGAUUUUGACGUGCUUGUAUUCAGCUAAGCUGGCUAUGUUGCUUAUGUCAUCAAAGUCUGUCGUAUGGGUGUCAGCUAUUCUAUUAUUGACUGUAACACCACCAUUGCUACUUUACAAGGAUAAGUCAAGAACAGCCUCAAAGAUGAAAGCUUGGCAAGGAUAUGCACAUGCAGGUGUGGUUUCCUUAUCAGUCUGGUUUUGCCGUGAAACAAUCUUUGAAGCCCUCCAGUGGUGGAAUGGAAGACCCCCAUCUGAUGGCUUACUCUUGGGUUUCUGUAUUGUUUUGAUGGGCUUGGCUUGUGUACCCAUUGUGGCUCUCCACUUCUCUCAUGUCUUGUCUGCCAAGAGAUGCCUAGUGCUGGUGGUGGCAACUGGAUUGUUGUUUAUCCUUAUGCAACCACCUAUUCCAGUAUCAUGGACAUACCGGUCUGACCUAAUUAAAGCUGCUCGGCAGACUGCUGAUGACAUCACCAUAUAUGGCUUUGUGGCGCAAAAACCUUUGUGGCCAUCAUGGCUUCUUCUUAUGGCAAUCCUACUGACUCUAGCAGCUGUUACAUCUGUCAUACCUAUUAAAUACAUGGUUGAGUUGAGAGUAUUUUACUCCAUAGCUAUGGGUAUUGCUCUAGGUGUCUACAUAUCUACCGAGUACUUCCUUCAGACAGCUUUCUUACAUAUCCUUAUUGUUGUAACCAUGGUCUCUGCCUCGGUGUUUGUGGUUUUCACCCAUUUUCCAUCUGCCUCGAGUACGAAGCUGCUUCCUUGGGUAUUUGCUUUACUCGUAGCUCUCUUUCCUGUGACAUAUCUUUUGGAGGGCCAAGUGAGGGUUAAAAACAUCCUUGGAGAUAGUGAAUUUGGAGAUUUGGGUGAAGAAGAGAAGAAGCUCACAACUCUAUUUGCUGUUGAGGGGGCAAGGACAUCUCUUCUCGGUCUUUAUGCAGCAAUAUUUAUGCUAAUAGCUCUGGAGAUAAAGUUUGAAAUUGCGUCAUUGAUGAGGGAAAAGGCUACUGAAAGGCCUGGAAUCAGGCAUAGUCAAUCUGGUCAAAGCACCUCUACUAGCUUUGCUUCGAGAAUGAGAUUUAUGCAACAGCGCCGAGCUGCAAGUGUCUCAUCAUUCACAAUUACGAAAAUGGCUGCUGAGGGAGCCUGGAUGCCAGCAGUUGGUAACGUUGCCACUGUGAUGUGCUUUGCUAUAUGCCUCAUCUUGAAUGUCAAUCUCACAGGCGGCUCAAAUGGUGCGAUAUUCUUCCUGGCACCAAUUUUGCUACUGCUCAACCAGGACUCUGAUUUUAUUGCCGGAUUUGGUGACAAGCAAAGGUAUUUCCCUGUCACAGUAGUGAUAUCGGCCUACCUAGUCCUGACUGGCCUCUACAGCAUAUGGGAAGAUGUCUGGCAUGGGAAUGCGGGUUGGGGUUUGGAAAUUGGUGGUCCAGAUUGGUUCUUUGCGGUGAAGAAUUUGGCUCUCCUCAUUCUUACAUUCCCGAGCCAUAUCCUUUUCAACAGGUUUAUGUGGAGUUUCACAAAACAGGCGGACUCAAUGCCAUUGAUAACUAUGCCCCUUAAUCUGCCAUCGAUCAUAAUAACAGACUUGCUGAAGAUUAGGAUAUUAGGGCUCUUAGGAAUCAUAUAUUCCCUGGCCCAGUACCUAUUAUCUAGACAACAGUACAUCUCAGGGUUGAGGUAUAUUUAGACGAACGCAUACUUCUGUACAGUAUGUUUCAGCAAUUUUCAGGUCAGGAGUGAAAUUCAGGUUUGUUUCUCAUUUCUCUCACUUGUUUGUACUUAUCCUUUGAGCUUUUGCAUGCCCUGAAAUGCCUGAACUGUCGACCGCCUUUUGAAUCAUCACGACAAGUCAUUACAGCAAAGACCUUUUGAGCAUACAAGAUAACCUUCUGAGCAAGUUGAUGGCAUUUAGAAUGAUAAAAUGACGGGGGAUAUUUGCCUCAAAUUGCCUGCUUGAGUAAACUGUGAUAUUGUGCACUGCUGUCGUCUCCGGUAGUAAGAACUUGUUAUAUGAUACCGUGCAAUUUUUUACAUUUGAGUAGUUAGAGAUCUGUCAAUGCUGGUGAACUGUUUCACAUUUUUGUAGGCUUAUGAUUAAUAUUAUGUUGUAAAAUCAAUGACCUCAUUUGUAGGCUUAUAUGAUAACCCGCUAAAUUCAAGCUUA
Pyrus x bretschneideri (Chinese white pear) is the source of this 3850-nucleotide messenger RNA. RefSeq lists its product as uncharacterized. Lineage: Eukaryota; Viridiplantae; Streptophyta; Magnoliopsida; Rosales; Rosaceae. The record is from RefSeq and is a predicted model, not a curated record. The transcript is spliced from 4 exons. The coding region runs from base 14 to 3373 and encodes 1119 amino acids.